AACCCAACCCCUCUCCGCCAUUUUGAUUAGUACACAAUUCAAUUUGUUAGUGAAGUGCGCUUUUUUAAAGGAUACCAGAGGUAAAUCAAGCUUCGAGAUGAAGAAAUUUGUUAUCAAGUUGGAAACGAUCGUCGAAGUCCCAGAGGAAGAUUUGGAAAGCAACGACGAAGCGAAGGAAUCAUCUUCGUCUAGCACACCAACCAUUUCUGGAAGUACUUCAACUCUUAAAUCGCGAUCCACUUGCAAUCUAACUUCAUACAGCAACGACGAAUCUGUCUCACUCUCCUCCGUAUCAAGCUCCGAAUGGAAUGCUUUUUACCCUCCGUGGACUAGAUACCAACCCAAGUAUCCAAAACGCCUUCGCAAUAAGUUAAACCCGAAGAUUACAAAUCCAGGCCCAACAAUUCUUCGUGUCAAAAAUCUACGAGAUGAUAUCUCCGACCAAGAAGUUUACAAGCUUUUCAAAGUAUUUGGGGACGUUGAAAGUGUCAACAUCUAUUACGAUGUGUUCGGUCGCUCCACCGGCACAGCCGAUGUCAUCUUUUUGUUGCGAAAAUCUGCAAGUGAUGCUGUGGAUGUCAUCCGAAAAACCGAAACUGUUGGGGGAGAAAAGUAUCUAAGGGCGAGGAUUAUUCGUCGCAAAAGGCGCGCUGCAUGCGCAAAGAAUUGAUGUGUUAUUUAUUGAAGCAUGUUUGAAUUAUUUGGCUAUUACUCUAAAUAAAUUCUAGUAAAAACAA
Molecule: messenger RNA, 737 nt
Organism: Onthophagus taurus
Lineage: Eukaryota; Metazoa; Arthropoda; Insecta; Coleoptera; Scarabaeidae
Source: RefSeq, a predicted model, not a curated record